AUCACCAUCGGCAAUGAGGUUGCGGUGUCCCGAGGCGCUGUUCCAACCUUCCUUCCUGGACAUGGAAUCUUGCGGCAUCCACCCAGACCACCUUCAACUCCAUCAUGAAGUGUGACGUGGACAUCCGCAAAGACCUGUAGGCCAACACGGUGCUAUCUGGUGGCAACAUGUACCCAGGCAUCACCGACAGGAUGCAGAAGGAGAUCACCACCCUGGCACCUAGCACCAUGAAGAUCAAGAUGAUCGCACCCCCAGAGCACAAGUACUCGGUGUGGAUCAGCGGCUCCAUCCUAGCCUCACUGUCAGCCUUCCAGCAGAUGUGGAUUAGCAAACAAUAGUACAAUGACUUGGCCCCCUCCAUCGUCCACCGCAAAUGCUUCUAAAUGGACUGCGAGCAGAUGGCUAGCAAUUGCUUCAUGGGUUAACUCAGAAGUAAAAAUUUGCCCCUGGCAAAUGCAUACACCUCAUGCUAGCCUCACCAAACUGGAAUAAGCCUUAGAAAAUAAGUUGUCUUUGAAGCUUGUAUCCGAUAUCAGCACUGGAUUGUAGAACUUGUUCCUGAUUUUGACAUUGUAUUCAAGUUAACUGUUCCCCUUGGUAUCUGUACAUAUCUUUGAUUUCAGUCUUUAGUACAUGUGGCUUGGUCACUUCAUGGCUAAAAACGUACUUGUGGAAGACAAGUCUGGCUUGGAAUACAAAUAGUUUCUGGAAAGGACACUGACAACUUCAAAGCAAAAUGAAGUUCUUUCUGUUGCUUUUAACCAUUGGGUUCUGCUGGGCUCAGUAUUCCCCAAAUACACAACAAGGACGGACAUCUAUUGUUCAUCUGUUUGAAUGGCGAUGGGUUGAUAUUGCUCUUGAAUGUGAGCGAUAUUUAGCUCCCAAGGGAUUUGGAGGGGUUCAGGUCUCUCCACCAAAUGAAAAUGUUGCCAUUCACAACCCUUUCAGACCUUGGUGGGAAAGAUACCAACCAGUUAGCUAUAAAUUAUGCACAAGAUCUGGAAAUGAAGAUGAAUUUAGAAACAUGGUGACUAGAUGUAACAAUGUUGGGGUUCGUAUUUAUGUGGAUGCUGUAAUUAAUCAUAUGUCUGGUAAUGCUGUGAGUGCAGGAACAAGCAGUACCUGUGGAAGUUACUUCAACCCUGGAAGUAGGGACUUUCCAGCAGUCCCAUAUUCUGGAUGGGAUUUUAAUGAUGGUAAAUGUAAAACUGGAAGUGGAGAUAUCGAGAACUACAAUGAUGCUACUCAGGUCAGAGAUUGUCGUCUGGUUGGUCUUCUUGAUCUUGCACUGGAGAAAGAUUAUGUGCGUUCCAAGAUUGCCGAAUAUAUGAACCAUCUCAUUGACAUUGGUGUUGCAGGGUUCAGACUUGAUGCUUCCAAGCACAUGUGGCCUGGAGACAUAAAGGCAAUUUUGGACAAACUGCAUAAUCUAAACAGUAACUGGUUCCCGGAAGGUAGUAAACCUUUCAUUUACCAGGAGGUAAUUGAUCUGGGUGGUGAGCCAAUUAAAAGCAGUGACUACUUUGGUAAUGGCCGGGUGACAGAAUUCAAGUAUGGUGCAAAACUCGGCACAGUUAUUCGCAAGUGGAACGGAGAGAAGAUGUCUUACUUAAAGAACUGGGGAGAAGGUUGGGGUUUCAUGCCUUCUGACAGAGCACUUGUCUUUGUGGAUAACCAUGACAAUCAACGAGGACAUGGGGCUGGAGGAGCCUCUAUUCUUACCUUCUGGGAUGCUAGGCUUUAUAAAAUGGCAGUUGGAUUUAUGCUUGCUCAUCCUUAUGGAUUUACACGAAUAAUGUCAAGCUACCGUUGGCCAAGACAGUUUCAAAAUGGAAACGAUGUUAAUGAUUGGGUUGGGCCACCAAAUAAUAAUGGAGUAAUUAAAGAAGUUACUAUUAAUCCAGACACUACUUGUGGCAAUGACUGGGUCUGUGAACAUCGAUGGCGCCAAAUAAGGAACAUGGUUAAUUUCCGCAAUGUAGUGGAUGGCCAGCCUUUUACAAACUGGUAUGAUAAUGGGAGCAACCAAGUGGCUUUUGGGAGAGGAAACAGAGGAUUCAUUGUUUUCAACAACGAUGACUGGACAUUUUCUUUAACUUUGCAAACUGGUCUUCCUGCUGGCACAUACUGUGAUGUCAUUUCUGGAGAUAAAAUUAAUGGCAAUUGCACAGGCAUUAAAAUCUACGUUUCUGAUGAUGGCAAAGCUCAUUUUUCUAUUAGUAACUCUGCUGAAGAUCCAUUUAUUGCAAUUCAUGCUGAAUCUAAAUUAUAAAAUUUAAAAUUAAAUGCAUAUCCUCAAAACAAUA
This is a messenger RNA of Gorilla gorilla gorilla (western lowland gorilla), 2306 nucleotides long. It is a transcript of the gene AMY2B, whose product is annotated as amylase alpha 2B. Bases 737 to 2272 code for a protein of 511 amino acids. The record is from RefSeq and is a predicted model, not a curated record. The transcript is spliced from 11 exons. Lineage: Eukaryota; Metazoa; Chordata; Mammalia; Primates; Hominidae. Gene Ontology annotation, biological process: carbohydrate metabolic process. Gene Ontology annotation, molecular function: alpha-amylase activity; cation binding.